Molecule: messenger RNA, 740 nt
Organism: Aspergillus japonicus CBS 114.51
Lineage: Eukaryota; Fungi; Ascomycota; Eurotiomycetes; Eurotiales; Aspergillaceae
Exons: 3
Coding region: 204-662 (152 amino acids)
Source: RefSeq, a predicted model, not a curated record
UGCUCUCCCCCCUCUCUCUCUUCUCCCUCUCCCUACUUUACUCUCCCACACUCUCUCUACCCCUUCCAUACACCCAUACAGCCCUUGGGACCUUUCCUUGUCCUUCUACCAUUAAUUCUCCUCAAUACAAAUUCAUCCACUAGUUGCGCAAUUGCGCAAUUGACCCAUUCUUCUCUUUCUCAAUAUCCUAAUCAUCAUACAUCAUGUCUACUCGUAAGAGAAAGCAAGAAGCCGAGGAAGAGGAAGAGCUCCAAUCGCUUCCUGAAGACAGCGAGGAAGAAGAGGACAGAUAUGAAGACUCCGAGGUAGAGCAAAGCGACCUCGGCAGCGAGGAAGAGGAGGAGGAAUUUGACGAGGAAGCCGAGGGUGAGGCUGAAGAGCCUGAAGAAGAAGCCCCUGCGCCCAAGAAACGAAAGACCGCUCCAGCUCCUCCGGCUGACGAGGAGGAGGAAGAGGAGGAGGUUGAACAGAACGGCGAAAACGAUGCCGAGAACGGCGUUGACGAUGAGGAGGAGGAAGAGGAGGAAGAGCUCGCUGAUGAUGACCUCGAAGAUGAAGAUGAUACCGCUAAGGACAGUGGGCCCGCCAAGGCGGCCGCGAAGGCCAAGGGAGGUGUUGUUCCCAAGGAGCCUGAGGUGGAUAUCGAGGGCGAUGACGAGUGAUCAUAUCACUGUUCUUGUGCCCUAUAUCACUUCGUCUUCUACCCGAGGCAGCGAUCUUGACUGAUCUCGAAGAUGCUU